UAAGACCAACACGAAGUGCCUUUACAUUCUACUCAGACGCAGCGUCCGUUGGCAGACAGUGGUCUUUCGACUCCGUGACAUAAUUCAGCCCUCUCUUGGGGACAGUUGUCUCUCGCGCAUAGGUGCACCACCACACAGAAAGGAUUUUGUUCCUCCGGAAUUUGGAAUUUUAUAAGAGGGUACUGCGAAGAAGUGCCGACUGCUUGUCAAUAACCACCAACAGUGGACUGUAAUACCGAGUUGCCGUGCAUGUGUGGAAGGGAUAUUUCAGACGGACAGAAGAUGCCUGCCGAUAUGAUGGAAAAAAACUCAUCCUCUCCGGUUGCUGCUACCCCAGCCAGCAUGAACACGACACCUGAUAAACCCAAGACGGCUUCCGAGCACAGGAAGUCAUCCAAACCUAUCAUGGAGAAAAGGAGAAGAGCCAGAAUCAACGAAAGCUUGGGACAGUUGAAAACACUUAUCCUGGACGCGCUCAAAAAAGAUAGCUCUAGACACUCAAAACUUGAAAAGGCAGACAUCCUGGAGAUGACGGUGAAACACCUCCGGAACCUCCAGAGAGCGCAAAUGACUGCUGCGUUGAACACUGAUCCCACCGUGCUGGGGAAAUACAGAGCUGGAUUCAGCGAGUGCACGAAUGAAGUCACCCGUUUCCUAUCCACCUGCGAGGGGGUUAACACCGAGGUCAGGACGCGGCUUCUCGGUCACUUGGCCAGUUGCAUGACGCAGAUCAACGCUAUGAACUACCCCACACAGCACCAGAUUUCAGCCGGGCCUCCCCACCCCUCCUUCGGCCAGUCCAUGGUACAGAUGCCCAACUCAUCUCCGCAAGGCAACGUGAUGCCCCUGCCUUGUAAAGGUGGCUCUCCCCAGAGCAUGUCACCAGAAGCCACUAAAGUAUACGGCGGUUUCCAGCUCGUACCUGCCACAGACGGACAAUUCGCCUUCCUCAUCCCCAACGCAGCUUUUGCACCCAACGGUCCGGUUAUCCCGGUGUAUGCGAACCAGGUCAACACGCCUGUUCCAGCGGCAGUGUCCCCCGGUGCACCGACAGGCAACUCGGACUCAGUGUGGCGACCCUGGUAGAUAAAAAUAAAUAAAAAAUACACAUUGAAAAUACUUUUCUAAUGACACUCAGUUCGAUCAUUGUUCAAUGUUACAAAACAUUUGUUUUGAUUUUGUUUUUGUACUUUCAAUGCGUUAAGAUGAAAAGAUGCACUAUAUUUGUAUAGCUUAUGAGGGAGUGAAGUUCAUAUUGGAAUGAGAUUUGUAUUGUUGAAGUCUUUUCACUGCAUUUUAUAUUCGAGGUGUCUUUUGUACUGUGUGAUGCCAAAGAUAUGUUGAAUGCCCUUGACGUAAUUCUUCGUUUUGGAAGACAAAUAAAUUUGUAAAGAUA
Oncorhynchus tshawytscha (Chinook salmon) is the source of this 1396-nucleotide messenger RNA. Its product is annotated as transcription factor HES-1. Lineage: Eukaryota; Metazoa; Chordata; Actinopteri; Salmoniformes; Salmonidae. Gene Ontology annotation, biological process: regulation of transcription by RNA polymerase II; anterior/posterior pattern specification; negative regulation of neuron differentiation. The coding region runs from base 250 to 1086 and encodes 278 amino acids. The transcript has 4 exons. Gene Ontology annotation, molecular function: RNA polymerase II cis-regulatory region sequence-specific DNA binding; protein dimerization activity; DNA-binding transcription factor activity, RNA polymerase II-specific. Gene Ontology annotation, cellular component: nucleus. The record is from RefSeq and is a predicted model, not a curated record.